GACGUCUGCUGACGUGGAGGACGGAAGUGAACCUCCCCGACUUCCGGGUUAGACGUUCUGGAAGAGAGUUCAGGGGUGAUGGCCCAGGACCCCGCGCCGGUUCUCCGGGUCUCGGAGAUGAAGGACCCCCUGGUUCUGUUCGAGCGCUACAACACCGAGGAGAUCCGGCGGGUGGAGCGCAGGGUCCGCGGGGACAUCGAGCAGAAGAAAGAGGAGCUGCGGCAGAUGGUCGGGGAGCGCUACCGGGACCUGAUCGACGCCGCGGACACCAUCGGGGAGAUGAGGCAGUGCUCGGAGCGGGUGGUCCGGUCCAUCCAGGACAUGCAGCGGUACUGCCAGCUGCUGAAGCAGAGCAGACCCAGCGCGGGGGCGGCCGCUGCAGAGAGCCAGCGGGGGUUCCAGGAUCAGUUCUACUCCAUGGCCGCUCAGAUCAAGCUCCUGCUGGACAUCCCAGAGCGCAUCUGGAGCGCCAUGGAGGCGGCCCAGUACCUGCAGGCCACGCAGCUGUACCUGCUGUGCUGCCACCUGCACGGCCUGCUGCGGCUCGACUCCACAUCGGCGGGCCGCUUCAGCCCGGUUCUGGCCCGCUUCCCCAUCCUGGUGCGGCAGGUCGCUACGACUGGACACUUCAGGUCCACCAUCCUGUUGGACAGCAAGUCUCUGCUGCGGGGCCGGGCCGUGUCGGACCAGGCCAUCGCCGAGGCCCUGGUGUCCACCAUGCUGCUGGAGGACAGCUCCCCUCGCCAGGCUCUGGCUGACUUCCUGUUGGCCCGGAAGUCCUCCAUCCACCAGCUGCUGAACCAGCCACAGCACGGUGCAGGGAUCAAGGCCCAAGUGUGCAGCCUGGUGGAGCUGUUCGUCACCACCCUGUUCCAGGCCUACGCCGUCUUCUACCUGCCCCCAGAGGGAGCGCCCCGGCCAGGGGAAGCAGCCCUGAGCUGUGGCAUGCUCUUCACCAUCCUGGAGAAGGUCACGUCCUGCAGCUCUGCAGCUAAAAGCAGCAAGGUGCUGCAGGAGGAGGCAAGUACGGGCAGCUGGUUCCGGUGUCUGCCCUCUUCUGUCACCGAGUUUCAGCCCACCCUUCGGACCCUGGCCCAGCCCAUCCAGAGAGAGCAGCUGCAGGACACUCUGCAGCAGUGGAUCGACACUGUUCGGGAGGACAUCUGCCGAGGGGUCAGCAGCCUGCUGGUUUACGUGAAGAGCCUGAAGGGGCUGGCGGCCAUCAGAGACGCCGUGUGGGACCUCCUGUCCUCAGACUCCAUCCGUCAGCACUGGAGCACUGUGUGCCAGCGGCUGCUGGAGCGCCCCCUGGCUGUGUGGGAGGACUUCCUGCAGCAGCUCUUCCUUCAGCGCCUGCAGACCAUUACCAAAGACGAGACCGAAGCCAUUGCAGCCAGCUCUGUCCAGCUGCUCUCUUCAGCACUGCAAGACCUGCAGAGCCAGACCGCCCAGUCUUCCUCCCGCCCCAGCACCGACCGCCAGGCGCAGUAUGAGGUGGACGUGGCGUCCUUCCUGUGGUCGGAGACGGCUGGAGACCUGCUGAGCGAUGCAGGUUGGGUCACCGUGGCUCAGAGAGGGCCGCAGCACCAGCGGAGCGGCCUGGCCAUGAAGACGCAGGCCCUCACGCCCUGUGUCCAGAACUUCUGUUCCUCGCUGGAGGCGAAGCUGAAGACCAGGCUGGAUGACCUUCAGUGCUACCUGCCCCCCCAGGACUCAGGCUCCGCCCUCCCCUCGGCGUUCUCCGAUGCCGCCUCAUUUAGCCGCCUCACAGACACGCCGGCCGUAGAGGCGGCUUUACGGGGCGGCUGCACGGCCUGCGUGCACCAGCUGCUGACCUCCAUGCGCUCCGAGCUGGCGGCGGCCUCGCCGGACUCCGCUGCCGCUCGCCUCAGCUCUGUGCUGUUCAUGGCUCGGCUGUGCCAGUCGGUCAGCGAGCUCUGCCCCAACCUGAAGCUCUGCAUUUUGGGAAAACACGGGGACUCUGAGCUCAGUGCCAGGGGGAUCCCCAGACAGAGCAAGAAGCUGGGCAAACUCAAGACUGCUGUUGAGGUCAGCCCUGCUCAGGCGGAGUGGGCGGGGCUUAAGGAGGAGCUUCUGGGAUGCAGCAUGGAGGCUUAUCGCAUCUGGAGCUCCGCCCUGGCUCAGGUGCUGCUGAAGGAGUUCGCCAGAGUCCUUCAUGCUGAGUCAGCUGGCACUGUCCUCGCCACGGCAACAAACUGGGAGGAGCUGGAGAUCCAGGAAGAGACGGAGUCCGGGAACAGCGUCACGUCCAAAAUCCGCCUUCCAGUCCAGCCGUCGUGGUAUGUGCAGUCGCUGCUCUUCCAGCUGUGUGUGGAGGUCAACAAGGUCGGAGGCCACGCCCUCCUCCAGCCCACCCUCCAGGAGCUGCUGCAGGCCUGUCUGGGUCAGGCCCUGCAGCAGUACAACAAGCUGACGGAGCGCCACGGGGCUGCGCUCCCCAUGACCCAGAACCGAGCCCUGCAGAUGCUGUUUGACCUGCGCUUCCUGCACAGCACCCUGAGCAGCAGGCUGGAGGAGGGCAGGAGCUCUCGGCCCCCACAGGACCCCAGAUUCAUCCACAUCUGCGAUUGGUUGGAAAGUUUCAUCGACCCGUUUGACCUGGACGUCUUCACGCCUUCUCUGAACGCCAACCUGACACGCCUCAGUCAGAGGACCUCGGUGCUGCUGGGGCUGCUGAUGGGCUCAGAGAAGCAGUUUGCUUCAAGGAGUAGCCCUGUGAACUCCAUGGAGCCACACAACAUCCUCCCGCUGGCCAGCAGUCAGCUGAGGUUCGGGUUGUUACCUCUCAGCAUGUCGAACGAGCGCAAACCCAAACUGGUGUCCAGUACUCCACAGAAGACGGCUCGUCAGUCCUCCUUGGCCUCCAGAGACGAUGGUUUCCGGCCCGGCAACCUCUUCAGGCAGCUGGCCGAGAAGGACGAGGACUCGGCCUCGGCCUCUCUGUUCAGACUCAGCUGGCUCUCUGGAAUGGCCAAAUGACCCUUCACCCCGCUGGGUUCCUGUCCAAGACUCUUUGUAAAAAUGUUGUACAGUAAAUUCUUCUACUUGAGAAA
Molecule: messenger RNA, 3074 nt
Organism: Oryzias melastigma (Indian medaka)
Lineage: Eukaryota; Metazoa; Chordata; Actinopteri; Beloniformes; Adrianichthyidae
Gene: cog1
Product: component of oligomeric golgi complex 1
Exons: 15
Coding region: 79-3000 (973 amino acids)
Biological process (GO): intra-Golgi vesicle-mediated transport
Cellular component (GO): COG complex; Golgi apparatus
Source: RefSeq, a predicted model, not a curated record